GAGGAGGAGGAAGAGGAGGAGGCGGCCAAUCUUUGCGCAGACUGCCUGCAGCCCGGUGGUGGUGGUGGUGAUGAUGAUGAUGAUGAUGCUGACGCUGGUGCCUCAAUGGAGCCCGUGAUGUAAAUAAGGAUGGCGAGGGCAGCGGAUGGAACAUGCCGCCUUAUCUGUGCAUGACAUCGGGAGCAUCUCUCUCUGCAUGCCCUUCGGAGCCGCGCACAGACGCCUUGAUGCCUUUUGUUUGACACCGGAGCCAAAGCGAGACGCGGGCAGCCUCUCCUCACACACACAAAAAGACCAACUCAUAAAAGAAGAAGAAACCACUCGGGAUAUAAACGGGUCAUUAUGACCUUAGUAGCCUUCUCUGCAAGGACACCAUCGGAUUGCGUUCAGGCGGCAGCUUUCUGCUUGCAUCUUCUGCUUUGGAUCUCCUGCUCAGUGUCUGGAGAGGAGCAGCAUCACUUCAGCGUCGAGGGAUGGCUACAGAGGUAUGGCUACCUUCCCCACACCGAACCCAAGAUGUCUAUCCUGCGCUCAUCCCAAACAAUGCACUCGGCCAUCGCCGCCAUGCAGCGAGCCUACAGUCUCAACGUCACCGGGACGCUGGAUGAGAGAACCAAGGAUUGGAUGCAAAGGCCCCGCUGCGGCAAUCCAGAUAAACUCAAGAGUGCUUCGAGGUCACGGAGGCGAAGAUACGCGCUGACAGGACAGAAGUGGCAGCGUACGCAUAUCACCUACAGCAUAAAAAAUGUCACGCCAAAGGUGGGCGCCCGCGAGACCCACGACGCCAUCCGCCGGGCCUUCGACGUGUGGCAGGGAGUGACUCCGCUGCGCUUUGAGGCCGUCCCCUAUAGCGCCCUGGAGACGGGCAGACGCGACGUGGACAUUACCAUCAUCUUUGCCUCGGGUUUCCAUGGCGACAGCUCGCCCUUCGACGGGGAGGGUGGCUUCCUCGCCCAUGCCUACUUUCCCGGGCCGGGCAUUGGCGGGGACACUCACUUCGACUCGGACGAACCUUGGACCCUUGGUAACCCCAACCAUGAUGGUAACGACCUGUUCCUGGUCGCUGUUCACGAGCUGGGUCACGCCCUCGGCCUGGAACACUCCAACGACCCCACGGCUAUCAUGGCUCCUUUCUACCAAUACAUGGACACAGAGAACUUUAAACUACCUCACGAUGACCUGCAGGGCAUCCAGAAAAUCUAUGGUCCUCCAGACAGAGCCCCGCAGCCGACCAGGCCACCACCCACUGCACCGCCUCCUCGCUUCCACCUGCCCUCAGACCCACGCAAGCAUGACCGCCACUCCAGGCCCCAUCGCCCCCCGCAGGGCGCCAAGCCAUCCAACCCCAACUCAAAGCCCAACAUCUGCGACGGCGGCUUCAACACGCUGGCCAUCCUCCGCCAGGAACUCUUUGUGUUCAAGGACCAAUGGUUUUGGAGGGUUAGAGACAACUCAGUGGUUCCUGGAUACCCCAUGCAGAUCAACUACUUCUGGAAAGGCUUGCCUCCAAAAAUUGAUGCCGUCUAUGAAAACAGCGAAGGCAAAUUUGUGUUUUUCAAAGGAAGCCGUUUCUGGGUCUUCAAGGAUACGACUCUGCAGCCGUCCUACCCUCAGGACAUCUCGCUGUUCGGCAGCGGCAUGCCCACGCAGAGCAUUGAGACGGCCGUGUGGUGGGAGGACGUGGCCAAGACCUACUUCUUCAAAGGAGACAGGUACUGGCGAUACAAUGAAGAGAUGAGGACCAUGGACCCAGGCUAUCCCAAACCCAUCACCAUCUGGAAGGGCAUCCCUGACUCUCCCCAGGGGGCUUUUGUGGACAAAGCCAACGGCUUCACCUACUUUUACAAGGGUAAGGAGUACUGGAAGUUCAACAACCAGCUGCUCCGCGUGGAACCCGGCUACCCACGCUCCAUCCUGCGGGACUUUAUGGGCUGCGACGGCCUCCCCCCGGACCCCGACUGGGACUGGAGCCCGCCGGCGGCCGAGGAGCGCCACUACGACAGCGGAGACGCCGACGUGGUCAUCAAACUGGACAGCGCGGGCGGCACGGAGAAGGCGGUGGCCAUCGCCAUCCCCUGCGUCCUGGCGCUGUGCAUGAUGGUCCUGCUUUACACCGUAUUCCAGUUCCGCAGGAAGAGCACGCAGCGCCACAUACUGUACUGCAAGCGCUCCAUGCAGGAGUGGGUGUGAGCAUGAAGGAGAGAGGCGGAGUCGCUGAUAAAAGGUCUAAAAAUUGCCACUCCCCCUCUUUGUUGGGUGAAGUACAUGACAAUGGCGGCGGAGGAACUGCAAAAAGGGUGCAAAGUGCAAGGCGACGGGAGGCAGUGAGGGAGCCAUAUCUCUUAAAUCCUAUUUAUUGACUCUUUUCUUUAUUUUGAAACAAACUUGACGCAAGUUCAAGUCCUGUAUGACAGUGGGACUGUUGUCCUCUGCACACUUGCUUGAAGAGCCCCGACAAGAGCCCUGACUAAUUAGAUCCUAGGCUUUACUUUCAGUCCUAAAGGAAUCAACUUGAGCUGUGCAUAUUUUUUUUUAAAUUAUUUCUUACAUGUGGAAAUGUUUGGGAAAGAAUAUGUGAUGGAUUACUCCGACCUUUUCUUCCAAAGAGGAUGAUGACUCAGUUUUGUUUUCGGGGACUUUUUUUAAGUAUAUCAUUUGUGAAGACAGCAGACAGUGGAUAAAGUGUGUUAUGUCUAAACUCUACCAACAUGAAACAAGCUUAUUUAUACUAAUUUUAAUGACAUUUACUAAUGUAUUGCAAGCUAAGGCAUUUAGUCAUUUUAAAUCUUUAAAAGUAAUUUAAAAGUAAUAUUGGGAACAAACCCUUUUUGAUUAACUGUGAGCUGUGUUUUGUCUCUAAGCUCCACUUCAUCUACUUUAAACAUGCACACUGUAACUUCAGCGCUUGAUGCCAUAUAUCACAUACAACAACAACAUUAGGGUCACGCAAUGUUAGCAACACUCGCAUAGCUACAAUGCUAACAUGUUAACGGCAGCAUCAUGCUAGGUUAGCCUGUUUGCUGCAGAAAAACAAAACAAUCACACAACAUCUGUAGCUGACUGAUGGAUCGUUGGCUGAGCUCCAGGUAUCAUUUUAAGACGUGUAGCAAAGCCUCAGGUGCAACCUCAAAAGCUAGUGUUUAGGGACACAUUACAGUAUUAACAUUUUGCAUUAUAGGGUACUUUUAAUUCCAAUGCCAUGUUAUACUUAUUAAUACAAGCAACCUAUUUGUUUAUACGUUAAAAAAAUUAAUUUUCAAGCUUGCAAACAUCUCAACCAAACUGUCCAGAUUCAUAUUUGAUCCAUUGUUGCACUGACACAUUGUGCUAGACCUAAUAAUAAUGUGUUAUUAAAAGUACAAUUACCUUUUUUGUCAAAGCUUUUGUUUUGACUGCAUUUCAUCCAUUUUAAAACCUUUGUAUUAAUUUUUUGAGAUUUCAACAUAAAGUGGGUGCCGUGGACAGGGAAGGCAAAAAAAAAGGCUCGCAUACGGUGAACAUCUUUAAGUGAAAAUCAUGUAGAAAAUACUUACAUGCAUGUCAUAAUAGCGCUAAUUGUUUCACUCGAUUGCUGCAAAAAGUACUGUACUUUUAUUGCAAAAACAAAAAACCAACAAUAACCGAGAUAAAUUAUAAGUAAGACGUAUGAUCAUAUUAAAAACACUUGUUGACUAAUCCUGUUUUUCUACAAGCGUGCUAACAAUGCUUGAAUUAAUGUGCAUAUUUAAAAGCAUACUAAAUAUUGAAGAGAUAAAAUAUUCUAACAAUAUAUCUAAAAUCAAAUAUUUAUACGAUAGAUGUCUAACCAAAGUUGAAUUAUAUUUAAUUUGAUGAUUUGAGCAGCAAAUGUAUCAUAAAUGCAAUACAGAAGCUAAUAAAUGCUGUACGUUGGUGUAGAGGUGAAGUCUGCCAGAUGAUGGCGCUAUCACUGUCAACUUUUUUUAAUAUUAUAUAUUUGUGCUUCUUUUACUUGAAACAUCCUCAAUCCUCAGUUUGAAUCUUUUCAUUCAUAUUUCAUAACAUAUCUAUCGUGUUUAUCCGAAGAAGGCGGGGCUUUUAGCCCUGGGGUGGAGCUUUUGUAUGAUCAUUAUCUUUACAGGUGGAAAAAGACGGUUUCUUCACGCCAGAAAUAGAACCCUGUUGAUUUUGAGUGUGGUCUGGUGGUGAAAGGUCAUCAUCACUGUACAGGUAGAAAUUUGUGGCGGAUUUUUCUCACUUUUCUGGGGACGGCAGACCGAGCCAAUACUACUACUACUAAUAAUAAUAAUAACAAUAGCACCAAUGUUUCUUUAAAAUUAUGGCUCAUACCAGUCCUCUGGUUUCAAUACAGUAUUCAGCAGCACAUUUACAGUAUAACAGGGCCAAACUAUGUCAACAAACAGCACUAGGGCUAAGACAGGAAGUAGCUUGUGUAUUAUUGUACAUAAUGGCGGAGGAUGCCGUCUGCUCGGAGGAAUUUGUUUUUUUUUUUUAAAUCCAUCUACUACUCCAUGGGUAACAAUGCUGUGUGUUAUGAAUUAAAAAAAACAAGUG
Molecule: messenger RNA, 4533 nt
Organism: Entelurus aequoreus (snake pipefish)
Lineage: Eukaryota; Metazoa; Chordata; Actinopteri; Syngnathiformes; Syngnathidae
Gene: mmp16b
Product: matrix metallopeptidase 16b (membrane-inserted)
Exons: 10
Coding region: 343-2190 (615 amino acids)
Biological process (GO): collagen catabolic process; extracellular matrix organization; skeletal system development
Cellular component (GO): extracellular matrix
Molecular function (GO): zinc ion binding; metalloendopeptidase activity
Source: RefSeq, a predicted model, not a curated record